Molecule: messenger RNA, 615 nt
Organism: Aspergillus wentii DTO 134E9
Lineage: Eukaryota; Fungi; Ascomycota; Eurotiomycetes; Eurotiales; Aspergillaceae
Exons: 1
Coding region: 1-615 (204 amino acids)
Source: RefSeq, a predicted model, not a curated record
AUGGAUUUUACUCCAACCACUAUUUCCGAUCAAUGCGCAGAGAUAGUCAAAAUUGUGAAUGUGAUCUAUGGCCGCUUGGCUCGAGUGGUCGCCCUGAAAUUGGAGCUGAAAGAGACAUCCGUUGAUUUCCACGGCAUAUUUAUACAGGCCGACGACCAAAAUGAUUAUAUCGAAGGGCUGUGUCGAGGCUCCCUCCAUUUUGUCUCGUGUUUAAUAUCCAGGGCAUGGCACGAACAGAUCGAGAACUUGCCGGUAGUUGAAAUGGCUCAUCUGCAUUUGUGCAACGCCCUGGAGCCAUUCUAUCAAAUCCAAUGUGAUGUGCGCAGACUGCUGGCCUUUCUUUCAAUCAGGCAACAGAAUGCCGUGUCUACAAAGGCGGGUAUCGCUGCAAAGGUGCGUGCCCAGGACGCUCGAGUCGACCGCAUUGAAACCGACCUAGACUGGGCAAUGGUUCUUCAACAGCACCUUCACCUGAUGAAGACGCGAUGGAUUUCGGGUGCAAGAGGCAGACGACGUGACCCUUUGAUACAACGCAAUGCCAGAGACAGGAGUGGACGCGUGCGUCAUUUCUUUGGGAGGUGGGUAUCAGGACAAGGACUUUCCGAGAAUCAAUGA